UUCCUUAAAUUAAUUUAUUUUUGAGUUUAAAAAAUUUCUUAUCAAAUGAAAGGUAAAUACAAUGAAAAGACAUGAAUACUUCUCUUAUUAAACUAAUUUGCAUAUAAAAUUAGUAUUGAGUUUCAUGCAAAACAAGCCACCUCACCUCCUAGAAGCUGCCAAGAAAGUAAGAAGCGUGAGCUGGGAACCUUGAAAUGAAAGUAUGUGGAAAGCUAAUGAAGGUGAUAGGUAAUUUUUUAUGAAAGAUAAGGAUGUGAUGGGUUUUUCAAUUUUAUUAUUUUAUUAAUUUCGUAAUUUUAUAUUAUCUUUUCUCAGUUUAUUUUAAUGCUAAUUUGUCAUUACAUUGUUUUACCAAUUUGGGACUAUAAAUACUGAAUCACGAUUUGUCAAGGAAAUUAGAGCUAAAAUAAAAGAAAAGAAAAAAGUCAUCUCACCCUGUUGAAAUCAUCAAAAAGAUGAUGCAGCCUGAGCUUGUUCAGCCUUCUUCUUGGCCACUCUACAAUGUUGCUGACUCACCUUUCGAUAAUCUUGGGCAGUACUAUAAUCUCACCAUGGAUUCUCAUGAUGAUGAUUUUGAAUUUUCAUCUCUGUAUACCACCAUAGAAAGUUAUUCUGAACUAUCCCAAAACCCAUUUUCUUCCAUGUUUUCUGGUGAGCCUGUUCAAAUUGCAGUCUGUGAUGAUCCACUGAAAGGUAUGUCACCAAUGGAGGACUUAUCUUUGAGUGGUGAAAUUGAAGGAAUUUGGGAAGAAAGUGUGGGAAGUUUUCCUUCACACCAAUUUUCCAAUUCCAUUGAAAUAAAUGAUUUGUGGAGUCCAAGCUCAUCAAUGAAAUCUGAAUCCCGCACGGAUGUAACAUCAAUCCAACGAUCACUAACUUUGCCAGGAGAAAACAUGGAGAUCGAAAACGAGCUAAGUGUCAAACAUCUACUCCAGGCUUAUGGAGAAGCCAUGGAGAAGAACCAGAGAGAGCUUGCUGAGGUACUACUAAGAUGCAUCAGUGACAAAGUCAGUCCACUCGGCGAGGCCUUUGAGCGUCUUGCUUUCAACUUAUCCAAAGAAGCUGAGGAACAAGGGAACUAUCUAAAGCAAGCAUCACUCAAGAACUUUGAUGAUGCAUACAAGGCAUUCAACCAGAUCUUCCCCUAUGAAAAGUUUGCUUAUUUCACAGCAAAUUCAGCGAUACUUGAAGCUUUGCCUGGCGAUGCAGAGACGAUUCAUAUAAUUGACUUCGACUUAGAAGGCCUUCAAUGGGCUCAGAUGAUUGAGGCUGCUGCACAGAGACAAAAAGGACUGAAGCUGACAUCUAUCAAGAUGGAUGAGGAAGAAGCUGAUUUCGCUCCUCAGCAAUGGGGGUUUGAGGAGACAAAAAGAAAACUCCUUGACCAUGCCAAAACUUUUGGACUAAAGUUGGAGGUGAAAGAGGUGAGAAUUGAGGAUUUGGUGAAUGAAAUAAAGAGGACAAAGAAGAGAGGUGGAGGUAGAGAAUUCUUGGCCUUUAAUUGUAUGGCUGAGCUUCCACACAUGAGAAGGGUGAGAAGUAGAAAGCAUGUGAUGGAGUUUCUACGAGUAGCUAAAGAUUUGCUAUCUAAUUCAGCAAACUGCAAGAGCAGUUACAGGGGCAUUAUAAUCUUAGGUGAUGGAGAUCCUUGUGAGAAACUGAGCAAUUGCUCAAGUUUCAGUCCUUUCUUUAAUGGUUGUCUGGAACAUUACCAAGCCCUGUUAGAAUCAAUGGAAUCGAGUUUCCCGAUCCGUCUUGCAGAAGCAAGAAUGGCCAUGGAGUGUCUGUUUAUCUGGCCUUACAUCUCAUCUCAGGCUUGGUACCAGAAGUGGAAGGAGAUUAAAGAAGGUUUCCAUCUUCAGGCAGGGUUUGGAUUGGAGGGUUGGAGGCUGAGCAAAGAGAGUUUGAUGGAAGCCAAAGAAAUGUUGAGAGAAGAGACUUCUUACAGAGUAAAGAUUGAAGGACAGAAUGGAAAUGAAAUGAGCUUGGAAUGGGGGGAUAUACCUCUGGUUAGAGUUUCAACCUGGAUAAAUUAAAGCUGAAGAAAUACUUUUUGGUUUUCCUAUCUGUUUUCAUUCCAGUGCAUGUAUUGUGUGACCUGACGUACUAUUAAUUUGUUGCUGUAUGUAUAGAUUGAUUGUAUUAUUGUUGUAGUAUAAAUAGCAAAUGCCAAAUUGGCAAAAUUAUUCUA
Messenger RNA from Ziziphus jujuba (common jujube), 2191 nucleotides. Its product is annotated as protein NODULATION SIGNALING PATHWAY 2. The record is from RefSeq and is a predicted model, not a curated record. Gene Ontology annotation, molecular function: DNA-binding transcription factor activity; sequence-specific DNA binding. Lineage: Eukaryota; Viridiplantae; Streptophyta; Magnoliopsida; Rosales; Rhamnaceae. Gene Ontology annotation, biological process: regulation of DNA-templated transcription. The coding region runs from base 456 to 2036 and encodes 526 amino acids. The transcript has a single exon. Gene Ontology annotation, cellular component: nucleus.